AUGUCCAACACUGAGGUCCUCCCACGCAUGAACACUGCGGACACCAACGUCCUCAUUGUCUGCAUUUGUGCAAUGGUCUUCGUGGUCUUCCUUGCCGGCGUGGUGUACUGCACCUGGAAGCCCAGCCGCAAUGUCACUCCUGAGCCCGCCCCUGUCGAACUCGGCCCUCUCCACGUCCCUGUCAACGUCGGCCACGGCAACGUCGACCGUCCUUUCGAUGGCUCCGCUGGCACCACCCGCGUUACCAUCUACUCCGACGCCCCCCGCCGCAACAGCGGCACUGGCUGUCGUCUUCCCUUCUUCCAGCGACGUCGGGAGACCAGCCUGGAGCGCAACACUGUUCCGCUUCGGUCUGUCCCUGGCACAGAGCACCCUCGUAACAACGCCGACUAG
Messenger RNA from Fusarium pseudograminearum CS3096, 393 nucleotides. RefSeq lists its product as uncharacterized. The record is from RefSeq and is a predicted model, not a curated record. The transcript has a single exon. The coding region runs from base 1 to 393 and encodes 130 amino acids. NCBI's taxonomy places the organism in Eukaryota, Fungi, Ascomycota, Sordariomycetes, Hypocreales, Nectriaceae.